Cuscuta europaea is the source of this 1107-nucleotide messenger RNA. The record is from the annotation of a GenBank genome assembly. NCBI's taxonomy places the organism in Eukaryota, Viridiplantae, Streptophyta, Magnoliopsida, Solanales, Convolvulaceae.
CUCGCUCCAACAGAGAGUACCACCCACUUCAGGCUCUCUCUCUAUUACCGGCUCGCACUCUCUCUCUACAAAGUUUGCCAAAAAUGGCGGAUUACAUGGAGUACGAUGCUUCCGGUGACGGCAUUCCUGGUGGUCGCCGCAUUUCAAGGUCACAUUCGCCGGGACCAACUCGCCGUGCACUGCUCCCUCCUAGAGAGACGCCGUACGUCGUUCCUCGGGGAGUUAAAAGCCGAUUAACAAUGGCGAGCGGAGAAGAAUGCGGAACGAUGCUGUACGUAUCCAACUUGGGAUAUAGGGUUUCUGAAGAAGACAUUAGAGGAACUGGAGAAGUUGUGUAUGUUCAAAAAUCAGAUGCUUUGAUGGCAAUAAGAAAAUACAACGAUAUACCACUUGAUGGGAAACCAAUUAAGAUUGAAGAAGUUGGAAUGAUCAACUUUGUGGUUCCUGCAUGGCCUCCAAUGGCUGGAAUUGCUCUGGGAAAUUAUCCCAAAGGAUCAUCUUUUGAGUGUGUACCACCAAGGAGAUAUGGUGCUGAUAAUUACGCAAGAGAAAACGAAGGUUUCUCAAGACAUGCUGGAAGUUAUAAUGGCAGCAAGCCACAAAAAUCUGCUGGAGAUGAGCACAACUGGAGGGAGAAAAACAACAUUCAGAAAAAAAAGGUCACCACUACCGUUGCUGAGCUAGAUGCUGAUUUGGAGAGGUAUCGUUUGGGAGCUAAGAGUGUCUGAUCAUAUCCAGCCUGCUUAUGAUAGACUCAGAUGCAUUGUGACCAUUAAUGGUUGGUUGGCCAUGCAUAUAGCUAGACUUAAUCAGCUAGCUAGACAUAUGUCCGUUAGUUAACGUUUGUUGUAGUAUGGCCUUGAGUCUUUAGGCACUGAUGGAUUUAGCUGGUCUCGCAAUCUUCAUGCAAGAAUGACAUAAAAGUAGUAGAAUUACCUCUUUUCUACACGCUAUGGGACAGAAAGUAGAUGAACAUUUGGAAUGAACUGGCUUCAUGGCCCAGUUCACCAUUUAGAAGAACUCUUGCGCUUUAAUUGCUAUGAACGCACUACUUAUUGUAAAAAAUGUACAAAAUAAAUACGGAGUAGCAUGUUGAUAUACCCAUGU